AUGUCUUCGAGGUUGGCAGCAUGCGAAGCCUGCAGAAGGUCAAAGCUUGCUUGUGACCACAAGCGACCGGUGUGCACGCGUUGCAGGAAUAGCAAUAGGUCGGGCCUAUGUAUUUAUAGAGCAUCGCCAUUUAAGAGGAAAAGGGAUGAUUCCUCUCCAUUAGUAGAUCAACAUUCAAACCGACCAUCCCCAGCGUCACCACCAUUGUUUAGCCCAAGGCGCAAUCCAUAUCCAAACCCGGGAUAUCUUGGCUCCUCCAGCCAUGCUGCAAUUUUUAACCAUAUUCCCCAGGGUGAAGAUAAUAUUUCUGGGUCAUAUUUUCCCAGAGACGCUGAAUUGCCAGCGGAUCCUUCCCAUCGCUCAGAUGAUGGCAAUCUUUUGACUCACCAGGGUGCAGAUGUUUUGAGACAGCUUUUGGACAAAUAUUCCCUAAAACUCCUGAAGGAACUAGUCAUGUUUUGGCUUAAAAAGGGGAUAAAUCUGAUUCUCGCCGGGCCAUUUGUUCAGCAAUGUGUUGAAAGUAUGACGGACUUCCUGAUGUCUUCUCUGCAAGACGAGAAUUGGCACUUAAUUUAUGCAAGACGUCUACUCCACAAUUCGGCGCAGCCAUUAGACUUCAAUCGCACCUCCAGUCUUUCCAGCUUUUCUGCACAAUUUCUGAAUCAAAAUGUCCGAUGGGAAAGUCUUGGUAUAUUCUUUUCAGCAGUCAGUCGGGCAACUUUCGAUAUCUCCUUCUUUCCCUCACUGUAUACAACGGAACAGGAACAAUAUGCUCUCAGAAGGCUUUCUACAAAGCUGACUGAUUGCGCCCUGGAUAUUGCUCUAUCCUUGGACUGCCUAAACGACCUGCAGCUCGUAUUUCAGUAUGAAAAUUUCAUUGUCCAUUCCUGCGUAGAUGGAGACCAGAGUUAUCAUUCGUGGCGUAGGCUGGGAGACGUAAUUGCCUCAAUUUUUGCUCUUGGCUACCAUGAGGACAUUGAAACGCGACCGGAGAUUCCGCCCUUUCUAAUUGACUUGCGAAAGGCAGCCUUUGCAAACACGUACGGAGAUGACAAAAAUGUUUCUAUUUUCCUCGGUAGGCCUCCACGGAUGAGUAAACAAUUCUGCCACUUUCAACUGCCGUCAUGUCCAACAAGCUUGAGCGAUUCUUCGACUUUCUCAUCCAGAGAGAGUAAUGUGGACGGGUGGGAGGCAGACACAAAAUUUUCCUACACCGCACAGACUCGAUGGUCAGCUUUAUGUGCAUUCUUGAAGGAAGAGGUCUUGGAACUAUACGGCGAGAAAAAUCAUGAGACACGAAUUCAGAAAGCAAGUGUAAUUCAGAGUAAAGCUGAGGCUGAAUGGCAUGCCCUGCCCGCUCAUUUCAGACUUGAGUGUAGUCUGAAGCAAUGCAAUCAAGGCCCAUUUGAGCGAGACUUUUUAGCCAGUGUGCGCCUCAAUUAUCUGCAUGUUCUGUUCUUGCUCCGCUUACUUCUGCUUAAAACCCCGAGUGAGCCCGACAAUUCCAUAGUUGAAGUCGCCGAGAAAAUGCUUGUCCUUACCGUAGAAGCUAUUCUUCUUCGUGAUCAACUAAUAAAUUCCGGAGACGGCCUUAUCUGGAAGGUCGCGCACUACGGUCUCCCUGCUGCCGGAAUCAUUCUUCUCGCAAUGCUCAAGCAGCGCAACACACCUAGUACGGCUAAAAUGUGGCAGAGUAGAGUUUUACAGAAUCUCAGUGUUCUUGUCGCAGAAAUCCAGAUUGGGACCCUUAUUAAGCCAGGCGAGCCAAAUUACGCACUAUUCUCAAAAGCUACCCACACAAUUCAAAAGUUUCUUGACUCUGUCCACUCUACUCUUGCCAAAGAAACAACACCUCUCAACUAUGGAAAUGACGAUUGGACAACCUACCUGACCCAAGACUUUGAGGUUGGCUUUUGGCAGAAUCUUGCAGAACAUCCUUCAUUGUUGACACUAGACCACGUACUACCAGCUAUCUAGUAUUUCAACUAAAAAAAGUACGAGAAUCUGAGAUUUAAGUAACGCUCAAUUUCCUAUCUGCCAUGACAUUUUCAAAUAAUUGCCGAUAAGGUCCAAUAAACCGCCGUUCAAUUUCUAAAGUGGGACUGGUUUGUCUCACGGUUUCGCCGAUUACUCCGAUUACUCCGACACUUGCUCUCCGAAAGAUGACAGCGGAAGGGGACGGGACGGGAGGCACAGCUACUAUAUAAAUAUCGAGAUGAUCUUCAUUUGUCUCUUACAUCGACU
Molecule: messenger RNA, 2244 nt
Organism: Xylona heveae TC161
Lineage: Eukaryota; Fungi; Ascomycota; Xylonomycetes; Xylonales; Xylonaceae
Exons: 5
Coding region: 1-1977 (658 amino acids)
Biological process (GO): regulation of DNA-templated transcription
Cellular component (GO): nucleus
Molecular function (GO): DNA-binding transcription factor activity, RNA polymerase II-specific; zinc ion binding
Source: RefSeq, a predicted model, not a curated record